Pelobates fuscus (common spadefoot toad) is the source of this 1397-nucleotide messenger RNA. RefSeq names its product tropomodulin-3-like. The transcript has 10 exons. Gene Ontology annotation, biological process: muscle contraction; actin filament organization; myofibril assembly. NCBI's taxonomy places the organism in Eukaryota, Metazoa, Chordata, Amphibia, Anura, Pelobatidae. Gene Ontology annotation, molecular function: tropomyosin binding. The coding region runs from base 166 to 1200 and encodes 344 amino acids. The record is from RefSeq and is a predicted model, not a curated record. Gene Ontology annotation, cellular component: cytoskeleton; striated muscle thin filament; myofibril.
GCGCUGGGUGCUCAGUGGCUGUGUCUGUCGGCUGAGCUGGGUGCUGGCGGCUUCCUGCCAGCUUUCUCUGGGAUAGUUACAGAGAGAGGUGAAUAGUUAAACAGAAGAAAGGAAUCAGAACUGUGAUUAUCAUUGGGGGGGGACCCUGCAAAUCUGCUUGAAACCAUGACAACGCCGCAGCGGAAGGAUUUGGAUAAAUACAGAGAUCUAGAUGAGGAUGAACUUCUUGGAAACCUUUCUGAAGCUGAUCUAAAACAACUGGAAAAUGUCCUCGAUGAACUGGACCCAGACAAUGCAUUGUUGCCAGCAGGAUUUCGACAGAAAGAUCAGACGGGAAAGAAAGAAACGGGUCCUUUUGACAGGGAACGCCUAUUGGAAUAUUUAGAGAAAGAUGCGCUGUCUCAGAAGGAUAGAGACGAUUAUGUACCAUUUACUGGAGAGAGAAAAGGCAAAGUAUUUGUUCCCAAGCAAAAACCCAUGGACUUCCGUACAGAAGACAAAAUUGCUCUUGAUCCAGAACUGGAAGAGGCAUUGACCAGCGCCACUGAUACUGAAUUGUGUGACCUUGCAGCUAUCCUGGGAAUGCCUAAUCUGCUACCAAACAAUGGCACCAGUAAUGGGUAUGAUAGCCAAGGAUUUCCAAACGUGGUCAAAGCAGAACCAAUGAGACCUGUUUUUGAUGAACCUCCAAACCCAACCAAUGUAGAAGAGACUUUGAAGAGAAUCCGAAAUAAUGAUCCCCGUCUGGUGGAAGUAAACCUGAAUAAUAUUAAGAAUAUCCCAAUUCCAACUUUGAAAGAAUUUGCAAAAGCCUUGGAAUCAAAUACCCAUGUUAAAAGUUUCAGUGUUGCAGCGACAAGAAGUAAUGAUCCUGUAGCCGCAGCGUUUGCUGACAUGUUAAAAGUAAACAGAACUUUGAAAAGUCUGAACAUCGAAUCAAACUUUGUAACUGGGGUUGGCAUUUUGACUUUGGUAGAAGCACUAAGAGAUAAUGAAACUCUACAAGAAAUCAAAAUUGAUAAUCAGAGACAACAGCUAGGGACUGCUGCAGAAAUGGAAAUGGCACAACUACUUGAAGAAAAUACAUCAAUCCUCAAGUUUGGCUACCAAUUUACACAGCAAGGACCACGGGCAAGAGCAGGAAACGCGAUAACGAAGAAUAAUGAUCUUGUUCGCAAAAGAAGAGUUGAGCAAGAUUAACUGUGCCACUUAACGAGGGAAAACUGUUUAGAGAUCUCAAGAACAUACAUGAUUUAUCUGCCCUUUGGGCAUCAUGAUCUCAGACUACAUUGGCUGGGAAGAAGGGAAGAUACUGGAAAAAUCGCAGGCUCAUCAUUCUUUUCAUUCACCUGUUAUUGUCAUAUACCCAACUUCUUUUUUUUUUUUUUUUUUUUUUU